Monodelphis domestica (gray short-tailed opossum) is the source of this 503-nucleotide messenger RNA. Lineage: Eukaryota; Metazoa; Chordata; Mammalia; Didelphimorphia; Didelphidae. The record is from RefSeq and is a predicted model, not a curated record.
AUGUUGUCUUCGCGCCGACAGCCAAUGGCUGCAGUGCCGGCCUUCCAGUCAGCCAAUGGCCGGAGCUCCAGGCCAGGGCUUGGGAGCGAGGGCCUGGGGAACCUCGCGCGCCGAUUCUUGAUUGGCUGGUGCCGCGAAGCGCUCGGGGAAGGUAGACGGGCUCUUCCUCUACCACUUCCGGGCUCAGGGCCUCGGUGUUGUCUUUCGAUCUCCUCCGGCACCUUGGUGCUUCACGCUGCGGGGAGCAGCUUCUCUCUAAGGUCGGAGCUGGAAGAGCCUUUAACCAAGUGGCUGUCUAACUCCUUUAGCCUACAGAGUGGCACACUGAGGCCGAGAGACGUUAAAAAUGACCGGCCCGCGGUCACCCAGAUGACGUAUAUCGAAGAAAAGAGUCAGAGAGACAGUACCAGAGAAAGCUGGAGGAGGAAUCGUAAGAAACCCAAGUGACGGAGCCUUCAUUCUCAACAAAUUAAGUAGCCCGAACUUACUUUAAUGACUGUGAA